Messenger RNA from Anopheles marshallii, 1129 nucleotides. It is a transcript of the gene Cbp53E, whose product is annotated as calbindin-32. NCBI's taxonomy places the organism in Eukaryota, Metazoa, Arthropoda, Insecta, Diptera, Culicidae. Gene Ontology annotation, biological process: regulation of long-term synaptic potentiation; regulation of presynaptic cytosolic calcium ion concentration. The transcript has 13 exons. Gene Ontology annotation, cellular component: dendrite; terminal bouton; cytosol. Gene Ontology annotation, molecular function: calcium ion binding. The record is from RefSeq and is a predicted model, not a curated record. Bases 1 to 951 code for a protein of 316 amino acids.
AUGGAUCAAUCGCCAAACAACAAGGUUCAUCUGGAGAAGGCACAGAACUUCAUGCGCCAGUACCGGGAUCCGGAGUCGCGCGAACUGAAGAAGCUGUCCGCCAACCAGUUCAUGGACGUCUGGAGUCAUUAUGAUCGCGAUGGAAACGGUUACAUCGAAGGUUCCGAGCUGGACGGGUUUCUCAAGGAGUUCGUCUCAAGCGCCAACGCUACCGACAUCAGCCCGGAGCAAAAAGCGUCGCUUACCGAUGAGAUGCUGGUAGAGCUGAAAUCAUGCUUCAUGGAGGCGUACGACGAUAACCAGGAUGGGAAAAUUGACAUCAGAGAGCUCGCCCAGCUGCUCCCGAUGGAGGAGAACUUUUUGCUGCUCUUUCGGUUCGAUAAUCCACUCGAAUCGAGCGUCGAAUUUAUGAAGAUCUGGCGAGAAUAUGACUCCGACAACAGUGGCUACAUCGAGGCGGAUGAACUGAAGAACUUCCUGCGGGAUCUCUUGAAGGAAGCGAAAAAGAUAAACGACGUGUCGGAGGACAAAUUGAUCGAGUACACCGAUACAAUGCUACGAGUUUUCGAUGCAAACAAAGAUGGAAGACUGCAGCUGUCGGAGAUGGCGAAACUGCUUCCAGUGAAAGAAAACUUCCUGUGCCGGCAGGUGUUUAAGGAAGGGAAAAUAGACGAAGAAGGCGCCGCUAAACUAACGAAAGAAGACAUCGAAAAAGUGUUUUCACUCUACGACCGAGACAAUAAUGGUUCAAUUGAGAACGAAGAAUUAAGAGGUUUCUUGAAAGAUCUGCUCGAGCUAGUGAAGAAGGAUUACGACGCGCAGGACUUGAUCGAGUUCGAGGAAACGAUCCUGCGCGGCGUCGGGUACGACAAGGAUGGUAAAAUUUCGCGCAAAGAGCUCACCAUGAUUCUGCUGGCGCUGGCCAAACUGCCGCCAGAGGACGACCAGUAAUUAAUGGCGUCGGCGGUCUGCAUCGAGACUACUAGUAGCAGCCAGCCCUGUAGUAGUAGUGGUAGCAGCAGCCAGGACCCGAUCACCAAGGACCUCUUUCCGCCCAUCGCCAGCGUGCAGGACGGCAUCAGGGAUCUGUAUCGUAAGUUUCGGCGAAAGAUUCACAAGAAGGACUAGC